Molecule: messenger RNA, 492 nt
Organism: Pterocles gutturalis (yellow-throated sandgrouse)
Lineage: Eukaryota; Metazoa; Chordata; Aves; Pterocliformes; Pteroclidae
Gene: MALL
Product: mal, T-cell differentiation protein-like
Exons: 4
Coding region: 1-492 (163 amino acids)
Biological process (GO): myelination
Cellular component (GO): membrane
Molecular function (GO): structural constituent of myelin sheath
Source: RefSeq, a predicted model, not a curated record
AUGGCCUCGGUGGGUCCCUCCACGGGCUCCACGCAGCCUGCCUUGCCCUCCGGACCCACUGUCUUCAAAACUGUCCCCUACGCCUUCAUGCUGCCGGAGAUCAUCUGCGGCAUCUGGGUGUGGAUUCUCGUUGCUGCUACCUCUGUCUCCUUCCCGCUGCUGCAGGGAUGGGUGAUGUAUGUGUCCAUCAGCUCCUGCCUCAUCUCCUUGCUGCUCCUCUUAAGCUACAUCUUCGGCUUUCACAAAAACAGCGAGAACUGGAAAGUGCUGGACAGCUUGUACCACGGCACCACGGCCAUUCUGUACAUGAGCGCUGCUGUCCUGCAAGCCAACGCCACCAUCCGCUCGGAGCCUGGCCACAUCGAGCCUGGGAUCAAUGAGUCUACCGUCACCUCGCCACUCAACUAUCAGCUCAACAGUGCUGCGUCGUUCUUCGCCUUCCUCACAACCUUCCUGUACAUCCUCCACGCCUUCAGCAUCUACUACCAGUGA